AUGAAGCCGAUAGCAAUAUUUGUGCUGUACAUUGAGAUUUACGUAGGUCUUCUUGUCGUAGCCGAGACCAAGUGUGGAAAUGCUAAGUGUUCCUCAGUUUCUUUGCAGCAGCAAGGAAAAAGCCUUGGUAAGUUUUAUAACGUAUUGUUAUUCCUAAGGAAAUAUGCACUGCGCUUACAUAGGUCUGCGAACAACGUGUUGAUCAGAUGACUCUCAAGAUUGGAUGUGAUUCGUAAAAAAGUAUGUACUAUAAAAUCUUUGAUGUCCACAAGCAAGAGCUUUGGUAAAAGCAUUCGUGGGACAAACAAUACAAGCCCGAUAUGAUCUAAGAUUAAUGUAUAAAAUCCAAGGAGUCAAAAAUUGCAAUUAAAAUGUAGCGACAUGACCAAGUAAUCUCAUAUCUAUUCAAUCAUGCCACUUCAUUCUGUAAACUUCUGAAGAUACUGAAAUUAUUAAUAGACCCUAAACAGUGACAGCAAAGGAAAAAGUUCCAGCUAUAAACAGUUACGAUAUUUAAGCAAAAUGUCGCAGCACAGAAAUAAGUGAAAAUGCUAAAAGUCCUGAGAUGGCAUCUUUGAAUUGGUUCCGUAUAUUGCGGUGUAGAGAAGCGUCGAGUUCACGGGUCACAAGUGAUCCCACUCUAAGAUAUCUUAAAGAAAAAAAUGUCUUUUCUCAAUUCAGUCAGUGCUGAUUGUUUAGAAAAAGCCAGUCGUCGAAGAGGAAAGGCCUUGAGCUAAAAAUAUUCUGCUGGAAAAUUUUUUAUAUUGUGCUAGAGAAGUGAGAAUAGCCAUGAUGUCAUCUGUCAACAGUUGUUGUUUUUGCUGUGAUGUAUUAAGCUCGCCUCCUCUUACCAGUUUAUAAGCAAGCGUGCGGUUAGCCAUGGUUAUCUAUGAUGAGCUUUAAAUGAUCGAUCGUUUACAAACUCUUUGAUAAGUGCUUAAAAUAUUCUUUGGGCUACCUGGCGAGGAAAUUGUGGUCUUACUGGGAUCAAACACACACCAUUUCAAUCAGCACAAUUCUACAUCAAACCGCUACGAUGGCGGAUCGGACCAACUGACUGUCGUUGGGCGGUUUACACAACUGGCCCAAUAAUGUAUUAUUUACGCAAGGAAGGUUUUGGAAAUAUAAGGUGGCACUUAAUAUUCAGGACUUUUGAUGUUAUAAUUUUUUUAAUCGGAAAAAUUCCAACCUUAUGAUUCUCCGCCGUGAUUUAAUCUCAUCCACGUUUGGUGUGUUUGGUUCCACUGGGUAUGCCUUGGGGCAUAUUCAACCGUCAUAUUUUACAACAUGACGCAGAGAGAGCUCGCGUGCUUGGAGCUACCUGGUAUUUGUUAGUCGAGAAAUCGAGAAAUAACGUGACCUCGUAAGUUUUAACCCAUGAACAUAACGCCUUGCGGCUCGACUGUAGUGGUGAGCUCGUAAAGGCAACAAGCGAGAGAAACGUGCACAAUGAAGUACCAACUUUAGAUUUUAAUGCAAGGUUGACAAUUGUCGAAAAAUUCGCUUUGAAUUGCUUUUUAAGUCUCACCGUUUAGCACUUGAAAAAAUAGUUUGAUUAUCCCAGAUUAAACACGCGCUAGCCUUAUCGCAGGAUCGAAGGAAAUGUUGGCUGUUUCUUUUGCUGUUUUCGGGCAGCACAUAUUGGAUGUCUUCAUUUUCGCAGUUCUCGUAUUACUGACUAGAAACAGGUAGGUCUUUCUGAUAGCCGUUAACUUAAAAAUGUUACGAAGACUUUAGAACAACAUAUGUGUACACAUUUUACUUCCCUCGCUAUGCAAGAGUACGCAAUUCGAUACAAGGUCGGCUUUUUUCACAACGGCGGGCGAGCUUUGAAAAGGUCUAAAGUUUCUAGUCCAAUAUUCCGCCUUUCGGAUAACUUUGAGAGUGCUGCUCCACCUACCGCAGACAAAGGAAUUGCGAACAUUUCGGGUUGAUAUCCUUAUACAAGAUGAUCUUACAUUUAAACAGUAAUAUCUAAGAUGAUGUCAUAAAACUAUUUUUUCCUUUUCAGAGGAAACGUUUAUAACAUAAAAGGAACUGGUUCAUAUGUUUUCUCAGCAGAUUCUUGUCUUUCCUGCAUAUAGCAAAAAAAGUACUAGUUGUCUCCAAGUUUUGAACACGCUAUUUUUUCGUCCACGCAGAGACUUCCGACCAAACUAAGCCUUAGAAAGGGAUUUGUUUGUUUUCUUAACCGCUUCUUUUCGUUACAAAUUGGAACCUGCUUGGUUUUAGCCGAAAAAAAUGCGCUUAGCGUUAAGAGUUUUUCUUGGUUUUGUUUGAAGAAAACAAUAACUGAUUAACACAUUUUUAAUGGCAGAUUUCUCACAGUAGGCGAGAUUGUCAUAACGUUCGUUGUUCAAAGGGAGUAGAACAUAUCCUAGCAACACUACUUCCUCUUCUCUCCAAAAAGGAGUAUCGGCGACGUUUCAGGCAAAUCUGAUUAAAGCAAAACCUGUUUGUCAGAAACAAAGGACCUUUCUACGAGCAAGUAACUAACCAAGCAUUAUCGUAAGUAAGGAACUGUUUCGGACCAAUACGUCAAAGAAUUCUCGGCAAAGUUUUUCUUUGGUUCGAUUACAGUUGUCUUUUCUAGCCCACUUAGAUUUAAUAUCUUUUUGGAACAAUUGUUGAAAAAGCUAUGCCUGAUUCAUCUUUAAAAGAGGGCCAGUUUUAGUAUUACAUUUGUUUUGUUUGUUUGUUUAAUCCGCUGUUUGCGGCUUCUGCUCAGCGGAAAAUAGUACAUGUAGUCGAUCCAGGUUCGAUUUUUUUUUUUGAUUAUUUACUCAGAUUAAGUGUAUUUAAUUUAUAUUUAUAGUUCACUAUGUGGAUGAUGGCCGAUAUCGCAGAGCAAACAAAAACCCUGACAUCGAUGUCUUUUGUUAUAGACAGUCUCGAUAAACUGAACUAAAAGAACCCAUCAAUUGAUUUCCUUGUAAUCACACAUAUAUUAGAUAAUCACAUAAGGUGGUAUCAAUUUUUAUUCCCCUCGUACCCUUAAUGAAUAUUAGAUGAUAGAUAUAUACUGAUGGCCGAGGCGUCGAGAACCUUUGUUUAUCACUAAAGACUAUAUCUAUACAGAUCAUCAUUAAAAAUAUAAAAUAAGGUCAUGUGUGCGGAAUGUUAUGCUUUCAAGCAAAAUCGAUCUAUCGUUCUCACUCAUUCGCUUUAGCAUAGAUUCAGCACAUGCAAUGUUAAGUUUAACUUUUGAACAAGUCGGAAAGUAACUGAGAAAUUUUCAAAACACCAGCCAGGUCUGCCUGUAGAUCUCAUCUUUUUUUAUCAGCUGUAAAUUUCUUUGGCUACAAACAGGAAAAACGAAAUGUGCACUCCCCGGCAAGAGUUCAUUCAAGGAUGGUUUGACCUCUAUAUAUGAGCUCACAUGGACUGAGGAAAGGAUUGAAGAAAGAUAGGGACCAACUCAAGGUGUCUGUAUCAGAGAGUUAUCCGUUAAGAAAGAGUCGACCUAAAGAUUAGAGACGCACUGGGCAACAGGGUGGAGUCGUUCUAGAGUUUUGAUUUGUUAUCUGGGUUGAUAAGAAAAAGCUGACUUUUCCGUUCGGAACUGCCCGCCUAAUGUUACAGUAUUGAAAAUUUUUCACUCCGCGGUGGAGUCAAUACUUUAAAUACUUUAUUAAGCAAGUUUGUUCGUUCAAGUAAGUGUUAAAUUUGGUGGUAAGAACAAAUCCUCGAAACCGUACACCUAGCGUUGGUCCCUAACUUUCUUCAGUCCUUUCCAAGACUUCUAUAACGCAGACCGUAGCCUUGAGACACCUCUUCAAAAGUGUCUAAGAGACAGCUAAUUUCAGACUCUUUGAAUUUUGAUUGUUGACGUUUUAUAGGGAUAAAACAAUCGCCAUUGACCAAGUAAUUUACCUUGUGGCCCACAAACUAAGGACAGAAAAAUUGAAAUAAACAAGUAAGAAUCCGAGUUGCCUGGAGGCAAACCAGUCAGCUACUUACGAGCAUGGACUAUGAGUUAAUUAAAACUGGGGACAACCGUGAACAAAUCCAGCCAUAGCGCUAAGUCCUACACUUGAACUUAAGGCCUUGGGGUUGCCAGUCUAGCGCUCUAACGAACCUUCCUGUAAGCCACGUUGUCCCCCUUCAUGCCGGCAACGAUGUUGAUUAGGAGUGUAUAGACCACCGCAAAGAGCGGUUUCGAUUGCAGACAUUCCGAGCUCGUGGCCUUUGUUAUUCUAACGUUACUCUUGUCAAAACGUAUAUUUACAACCUACAAAAAAGGACAUCUCGUAAUGUAUUAUGUUUAGAACGUAUAGAUAAGUUCAUGGGUAUAUUUUAAUGUACAUAUCUUCUUUUUGUGAUCCCUAUAAUUUCUGAAGAAAAUAUUUCGUUGAUUUUCUUCUUGCUAUAAUGAAUGGCUGCUUUCCAUAUCCACCUACGCAUUACACAUUAGUUACAAACGUUUUUAUAUCUUUGAAAGCUUCAAGUAUUGGCCUGGUUCCUGUUUUUGUAUUUUCAUUGUCAUUGGUAAAAUGCGGAUUUAUAUUCAUUUAGGACAAUGAUGACCGAAUAUCCAUACGCCCUGACCUCUUGUGCGGUUAAUAACGCAUGCAUGUCGUCCUGGCCACUCCCUGUUUUGUAUAUAUCUUUUCGUGUCAUGAGGCGUUGGAAUAGCAAAUAUCAGGUCUGUUGUCUUAAGUCUGGAUAAGGUCUAAUAUUAUCAUGCUAAAUAUAUCGCUAUUUAGUGUUUUUGUCAACAACCAUCAUCAACUCGAAUAGACUGAAAAAAAAAAGAAAAAAGAAAAGAAGGAAAAAAACAAGAGAUCCUUUACCUGGGAGACAUCGCAGACUCUUCGUAUUUUUCUGCUUGGGAGAUAACACGCUGGAAUAAAUAUUUCUUGUGGUAGAGACUGAGAGACUAAGAAGAAAAUAUCGCUUAUCUACUUGGUAAGAGUGCUAUAAGAAAGUAACGACAAGCUUUCGUUAUAAAAAUAUCCCUGUGUACCUCAAAAGCUAGCUCAAGUUAAAUAAUAAUUCUUGUUAUACGCAGUUAAAUCGCCGUCUCUAAUGCACGAAAAAUUAUUCCGCGGGCACUUUUUAAAGUGUAAGCAAUAAAGUUCUUGCUCGCAAGCUUCGCAUUUUCAGCUUCAUUUGAAGUUAACGAAGUCAAGCUUGAGUGUCAGAUUCACGGUUUCAUUUGCAACAGAAUGAACAAAGAAAAUAAAGUCGAAAAGAAUUUUAGGUCAGAACAUCAGUAUAGGUAAAUUGGAUUAAUUAAUAGCUUUCCUGUUUACUUUAAAAAAGCAGGUUAUUUGUAGUUUCAUAUAUUCGAAAAAGAAGGGGAAAAAAUGGAAAAGAAGGUAACAUAAUGCGGGUUUUUCUUUGGAGAAAGUGAUGUUAAAGCAAUUGUCUUUACUUUCACUUUCAAAGCUCAUUUUUGUUUCAUUGGUAUCCCGUCACAUAAUCAACUCUACUCAUGCAUAAGCCAACAUAAUCUAAGUAUAAAAAUAUUGUACCUAAUUUGGGUAUUUGUUAGUGUUGCGGAAACUUUUUUAAGCUAGCUAUUGUGUUUUCGUGUGGGCAUUUUCCAGUGUCUUUUCAAUGUUUCAUAUUACGUCAAUUGGUUAUAGCACUAGUCCGCAAUAUCAAUAAAUUAUUAUCGGGCAGGCAAAACAAACAACCAACGAGCUUGAUGUUCGCUCCCCAAUAGGGUUCUUCAAUCCCGUAAUCCCGAUAGUUAUUUUGGCAUCCAACCUCACGGGCAUACUUUCAAUCCCGAAUCUUGCCCCGAUUUUGCUUUAUAAUCCCGAAUCCCGAGUCUCAAAUAAGGGAAAGGGCUUGCAGGGGACGCUCUAAAUAAAUGCAUGAUGAUGAGAAGUACAAGUUUACAUGCAGUAAAUAGGUUCUGAACAUUACAUUACAUUCGCCAAGAAACAUGCUCUUUUCAACGCACUAUACUUUUCUGAUCUCAAAACUUAAUACCAUAAUUAAAUCCUUUUUCGGUACUUGUCUUUUAUUCGGAACAGCUGCUCUUUGUAAAUCGAUCGCAAAAUUUGGACUUUUCCCGUCAAUUUUGUGUCCUUCAAUUCAGCGCAGAUGUAGAACGUCAUGAGAUGGCGCUACAGAGCCGUAAACUAAAUUUGGAAUUUUUAAGAAUUUGUCAUUGUGUUUCUUUCUAGAUGAAGUAAAGAAACAGAAAGUAGCAGACCACCAGGAGGAUGACAAGUAUACUUGCUGUGCUUGUGGUGGAGCAACGUAUGACAUCACUUUCACUGGUAAAGUUAUUAUGGAUCAGGUUUCUGGGAAACUGCCCACCUACCCCUCCCCUAAGCCGUCAUUUUGUCCUAAGUGAGAAGUAAGUGUUAAUGUUGGCUCAGGGGAGGGGUAGGUGGGCAGUUUCCCAGAAAUCUAAAUUGAUCGGUUAUUUUAGUGUUUCACUUUCUUGAACGGUUUUGCCCCCAACCUGUUCCCAGGACCCUCUUUUACUCCUAUCACGCUCCGGGGCACUAGGAGGAGAGGACCCAAGGAACGAGAUUGUUUUGCACCAAUCGGUAACAACAGGUACUUUAGAGUAUGACCAGUUUGAAUGUAUCCAACACCAUUAUUGAACAAAUUAAAUCUCGCUAUUCGUGGAAUAAAUCUUUUCCCACGAUUAGAUUCUGUUCCUGAAAGCACGAUUGAGACUAAUCUGGCAAAAAACUACGUGUUAAAUUUAACCCACCUAGUAGGUCGAUUAACUCACUAAUCGGGGGAAAAAGUUUGUAAAAGCAAACAAAAUGGCGGACUUUCCGUUGGCACAAAUACGCGAAAAAAGUUCCGACAGCAAGAAAUUGAUCUCGACCAAUUCACUGACGAAAAGCUUCGCAGUAGAUACAGGUUUGGCCAAGAGUCAAUAAAAUGUUUGGUAGAAAUCCUCAAGAACGACCUCGAGAGACAGACGAGGAGAAAACAUAAGCUGUUGCCAACGUGGUUACUACUUCAUGUAAUAAAUUUGGUCAGUAUAAAACAUGGACUGCGGACUGUGGACUGAAUAUAAGGACUAUGUUAUAAAAACGCUUUUUAGGUAGAUGAAGAAUUUCGGUUUCCUGUUCUUCCCCUUUGGUUUAACCUCGGCCACUUCAUUUCCCGCCAUUUCCCUUUACUUAACCCGUGCUUAAACAUUUUUCGCCCCAUAUUUUUUGAAAGUAAUCACCCGAAAAACUAGUUAAACAGGUCUAUUUUAACACUAAUCUCGGAUUUGUUAAUCGUGGGUUUUUUUCGGUUUCAGGUACUCCUUUUUAACCCUCGAUUACUUAUCCGAGGAAUAAAAAAUUUAACCGUGGAUUUGACGCUAAUCGGAGGAUAGCUUAAUCGGCUUUUCAGGAACCUGGGCCUGUAGAGAUAGGCCACAGCUAUUCAGUGAUUACAAUUUCAAGCCUACACUGACCAUUCAUUUUUUAUCUCCAAGCUAAUGAGCGGUAGCACAACUCCACCAAAUUUUCCGCGACAGAGUACAUAAACUACUUUUCAUAAACUCAGAUAACUCAGAAUUCUUAAAAGCUCACACAAUAAUAACAAAUUAUAUUUUAUUUAAAGGUAAAUGGAGAGAAUCCACCCAUCCUCGGCAUUUUCCAGGGAUCAUGGCACGCUGGUCUCCAUUGAUCGGUGCUUCACACAGCAAAGAUUACAUCAUUUGGGAGUAUGGGGGGAUGGCUUCCGCCGGAGUCACCAUGGUCAGCGAGUGGGGAGCUGUUUAUAAACUAAUAAAGGAGAUGAAAAGUCAGGGGGGAAAUGUUUACAGGUAUAUAUUACCAAAAACGUUUUUCACCACCUCUGCUGGCGAAGACGAUUAUUAAAGAAUUUCAAGACUCGGAGCAAAAUUUGAGGCGAAAACUAAUAUUUCGUCCAAAUCACUCGAACUUUAUCACCGAUGGAAAGUGUCAAGUUGCGUUUUUUUCCUCAAAUUUUGCUCUGAGUCUUGAUUUUACACUAGAGGUAAUCAUUGAUUACGGAUCCGCGUUCGUCACUUACGGAAAAAUAACGGAAACUAAAUCGAGUCGAAACGAGUCCAGUUUCCCGGCCGAGGUGCCCCUGAUAAAAUUAAUAGGGCAGCUAAUUUGCAGUCGCCCGUGAUGUAGUUCGGAACUUUCUGCCUUAGUGCCACAGGAACACCAGAUUAGGAUGCGUUCUUACGAAAGCAAAAAUGCUUAAUGUUUUUUCACAGUGGAUGCGCACUUGCUUUACUUACAGUACUGGUUACUGUACUCUAGCCACUUUAAGGGUACUCCUCUGAAAUAAUCAGUAAAACAAAUAACCAAUUUGAACAUUGGAUCAUGGUUUAAAAACCCAACUGGUCGCAAGCACUUUAAAAUUGGCCAUUUUCAUGUAUGGUGGAAGACUUUAGCGCGGUACUCAAACUCGGGACCUCCUGAAUCCAAAUUUUAGAUGAAGUCUUCUAGGCACCAAAUCCAAAGUAAUACAUUUGACCAAUUACAUUAGACUUAGUCCGUCCAAAGAACUAAUUGGGACCAGAAGCAAACGUCGGCUGCAUAAAAAGACUUGCAAUCAAACUUAAAGAAAAAAUACCAUGCUACUUGCAGAAACGCCUCUACCUUCUCCUUUUGGUGUUAAGAACACUGGGUCGUAUUUCUGUAAAAGUCUUUUUAGAGCGCUGACCUUAAGUUUAUGGGCUAAGGUGUUUGCACUUAUUUCAGUAUCAUCCAGUCUCGAAUGCUGUACAAAAGUCUUGGUCAGGUGUCCUCUACCUUCAAAGCAGACAACAGACGCAACCUUGUGUCAGUGCUGGCAAAGAUAACACCAAGCCCCGAUUGGAGUGUGGGCGUUGAUCGAAUUAAUCUGUGCGACGGAAAUUGCACUUGGAAAAAACAAAUCGUUCAGGAUCUCUACCCAUGGGAUGCAGGUAAAACAUGCUUUUUUUAAAUUUGUUUUUUUGUAAAGUAUUUUCGUCAACGGCUCUUGUCUUUAGUUAAUAUGGGCCUUCAUGCCGCGAUAAUACGACUGACAAUCUGGUGAGUAGCCUCUGUGACCCCCCCCUUUGAAAAAUCCUGGCUACGCCCCUGACAUAAAACAAAUCCCUUCAGUAUGAACGGGGCAUCAUGGAUGUUUAUUAUCUCGUACUACACUAUGCCUUAUAACCCUUAAAUUCCUAUCCAGCCCCUGGCGAUAGCACACUAGGUCCAGAAAUCGUAGCUUUCUACAACGGAUUCCAAGAAAGAGACCGACGAUAUAAGUACAUAUUUUCUCCGGCAUCGGACGUCUAAUGUGUCAAUCAAUCACUUUAGGUACCGAUGACGGCAUAACAUUCAUCUCCGCCAAUAGGAAAACAAAUCCUCAGCAACCGAUACAGAAGAUCACCAGAUACACGCAUAAGCAUUCUCAAGGAACAUUCCCUAACAAUAAGGACGGCGACAUUACUCGUCCCUUUGGUCAGAUCAAACUACAGCUUAUGCAUACUUCGGGAUCAUGUGGUGAGCCGCAACCUCUGCCCUUUCCUGAAAAACGUGAGUAAAUUUGGUAUAAUACAUGUUGGCGUCCCUUUGAGAGAUCUUGUGGUUAUCCUCAUCCGUUUAUCCCCAGAAUAUAACUAAACAGGGGCACCCAAAGAGAAUAUAGUUCAAAACCACUAAAACAUAGCAUUGUUGAAAGUAUUUUAGUAUUUAAACGGUAGAUAUAGGCGUAUUUUUAUCCCCUAAAAAUGUUUCAUCUGUUCGGAUUUCCUAGCUGAAAGUCUAGUGAUCCGAAAAUUAUAGGGAUCAAAACUUGCCUUUUCGAAAUUUUCAGCCAGAAAAAAGGCUCCCGAAAAUUCUAGGUGACCUUUUCAGCGUAAAAAUCCGUUGGGGGUUGGGGCGGCAUAUAAAGUGUCCGUAUUAAGGGGGUUGAAUUUAGAGAAAGUGUAAGAGCUUUUUUUCCCCAGGGAUAAGCAAACUGUCUGCAAUAAUAGGGUGUCCGUAUAAAGCGGGUGUCGGUAAAUCGGGGUUUGCUUGUAUAUCUACACAAACAGGCAGACCAAAGUUGAUGUAACCCAAGUAUUCGACGCGCUUUCCUUGCCGAAAAAUGUCAAGCAUGUCAUAGUUUCCAUAGUUCAGUUCAGUUUAUUUGAUAAAUUCUUUAUAUUCAGUUCUUACAAAAAUGUGCACUUCAUUAAGUCCCUGGAAUAACCUAUCGGGGAAACCGAUUUUGUAAUUUUCUUCAAUCUUCAUGAAUUAAUCACCUGUAUAACUGUAUAUGAAUGAAAACAAUCUUGAGGAGUGUGAAUGUAUUAGAUUUAUUAGGACGGAAGUGAUCAUAAUCAAAAUAACAACCGAUUUAGAGAAGAUCCAAACCAAGAAUACUAGUAGAAUCGAAGUUAGGAACUGUUUGAGAUCUGUGGUCACGGAACAGCAUUAAGUGGAGGGAUGGUUUGGAAGAAUUUGAAUUUUGUUCUUGUAAAUUUUGGAAGCUUGACCGCACACAGCUAUGCCAAACAAUAAAUAGCCCUGGAUAAACCGCCUGUCCACAAUCGUUCUUUUCUUUUCUAUUCUUUUACGUUUUUUAAGAACUUUGCGAGCGUUGCUGGAAGAAACUCGAGGCGCGCGAAAAAAAAAGGAAAAAGAAACCACCAUCAACCCACCUCCUUGGGCUAGCAGUCAAGAAACCGCUCGCAGUUUUAAUUUUCAUGCAGGCACGUCUGUCUGCGCGCACUCAACGAUCUCUAACGAGAAAAUAGAGACCUUUAGAUUCUAAGAUGAGGACGAACUAAUUGGACGAACUACGAGUACGAGAUUUUCUAGUGCGCACGCAUGAACCAGCGUCAUUUUGGCGGGAAAACGUGAUAGCCGCCGUCAAUCUAAUACGAGUUUUAGCCAGAAUGUCGUAGUGGCGGAAACAAGUUAUCAAAUGUUAGAAGUUUCAUCAUUUUGCAGUCAGGAGAGGGCUUAACCUCCUUCUAUAAAGAUAACGGUGCUAACUUUUAUGGUGAAAAAAAAGUACAAUGAGCUUUUCGGUGUGUAUAUUUUUGCAACACGACAAAACCUUUCAGUCAAAUUUUGUCUUCUUAGUCGUCCUAGUUCUUGAAAAUUUAUAAAAAAAUUCCAAAGACUUCUACAAAUUCAGCUGAUCAGGACAACGUGUAUUGUUUUGUUUUUUUUUUCAUAAUAACGUGUAUUGUUUUUUAAUAUGAAGAAGACUGGUCUGGCCAGCCGAAAUAUUGUCAUAAAAAAACAAUAUAAGUUUUUCUGAUCAGCUUUGCAGUAGUCGUUGGACUUUUUUAAAAAUUCUUAACAUUUUGGCUGAUUAGAUCUCUUUUCUAGACAUCCAAAGUUUAUAACCAGCAGGAUCUUCGUUCACGGUUUUUGCAGUUAAUUUAAUUCCUAGUUCUUGAAUCUUAAGGUCCCUAAUAAAUAGAACGUCUGAGCUGCGUAAUUUGGGCACCCCUCAGCCGAGUAUCGGUUGACAUGUCGGUGACUCCUAAUUUUUCUUUUACGUUUUAGCGCAACGAGUACAUUGUAAAGUAUCUCGAUGGACGAAAUGGACUGCGUGCUCAGUCACAUGCGGUCGAGGCAUUCAGCUUAGGGGCCGAGCAAUACUCAAGCAGCCAAUGAAUGACGGCUUACCGUGUCCAACAUUGACAGAAUCCAGGUCUUGCUUUAUCCGCAACUGUUCCAGUAAGUUGCUCAUGAAUUGACAAUUUCUCGGUGCCAAAAACUCUCACUUUCAAACGAGGCUCAGUGCAAAACCUUUCUUGAAAAAAUGAAUUUUAUUUGCAUGAGAAUAAGAACUCAUUUUCAUAUAAAUGGCUUCGCACUUAGCCUCGCUUUGAAACAGGGGCUUAGAGUAACUCGAAAAUGACCUAUUGCCAUGUUUUGAUCAGGUUUUAUGGUGAAUGCGGAGGUGAAAAGUAUACAAUGCGGCUAGGCCGCUAAGCAGCCUCAAGUUCUAAUGGACUAAAACCUAAUCAAAUUUCAUGCAGAAAUUAUUUUUUGGAAUGAGUGUAUCAAUAAAUGAACACAAGAUGAACAUAAGCACCUCAAACGAACGUUUGCCUUCAGUUUCAUGCUUUUAUAUUUUAUAUAAAAAAAUUCUUCCUUUACCAACCUCUCUUUCAAAGGCAAAAUGAUAAUGAUAAUACUCCCAGUCUCCGCGUUUUGUUAUGUUCACUUAAUUUGCUGGUGCCGUUGUGGCACCGUUUUUGUACAAGAAACCUCGAGGUUGCAGCUUCACCGUUCCUGUUCGACCUUUGGCCUGCCCUGCCCCAAAGGGUUUUAUUGACGACGAGUGCAUUACUAGCGAGUGGCUGCGACAUCUUUGGUCAUAAUAAGAACAGCAGCACUGUUGUUAACUUUUUCGAAGAAGAAAGCAGGCGCUUUUGCGGCCCUUGGUCUCUUAACCUAUAUUUCUGUAGCGCAAAAUGACAUUUUUCUAAACAUAAUUGAAUGGAAAUAGAAAUUUUAAAAAAAUUAAAACAAAAACAAAAUAAUACUGCCGAGACCAGGAUUCGAACCUGGGUUACUGCGGCCACAACACAGUGUCCUAACCACUAGACGAUCACGGCGAGCCACGCCUCAAGCGGUGUGAGAUAAAAGGAAAAUUUGAAAGGCUAUCUCCGAGUUGCCUUAAACCGCUGUUUAAAACGAGGCUUAGUGCAAAGCCACUGACAGGAAUAAAUGAUUUUCAACUGCUAUUCAAAUCACAUGUUCACAAGAAAUGUUUUGCACUUGGCCUUGCUUUGAAAUUAAGUGAGGGUUUUUGAAACUCGAAAGUAGACUUGAGACGAGUGAAAAUAGACUGGAGACCAGUGAGAAGUCUUUGUAGACCUUAUCAUCUUAAUUUUAUCAUCUUAUAGCCCCUUUAGUAAAAAGAGCAAACACGAGUGACAAGAUAUCGAUUUGAUUAAGAAACCCUGUUUUUGUCUCUUAUGUUUAUACUCUUAGAAUUGUGUUUUGUUGUCGAUAUUUCUCCCGCCAGAUUUUCGCCCUCCGAAACGAAACUGCAGACUGUCUUCAUGGUCGUCCUGGACUAAUUGUCGGGGCACUUGUACCCGAGGUGGCAAAUUUCGGACGCGGACGAUACUUCAAAAAGAAGAACCAGGAGGGAAAUCUUGUAGAGACUUCGAGCUCAUAAAAUUCAGAAGGUGCAAACUUGAGAAAUGCCCUUUAGAGAAAAACAACGGUAAGGACGUUAUUUUUAAGUUUAAACACUGAACAAGUUAACAACUUAUGGGUGUUCGCCAUUUACGUGAAUUACAUUGUACGUUUACCCCUUCUCAAACCAAAACUGGUGGUAAUGCUUUCAGUUUAAAACGCAAACGUUUCUUUGUGUUCGCCCCCUGAGAAUUCAUUAAUUGGAAUUCUCUUGAGCAUAGACUAGGUUUUGAAAUUGGCCCGCACAAUGGAAGACAGUAAUGUGACUCUUGACUAUUUGGUUUUAAUAGCAUGGUCCUUAUUUAUCGAUGAAUAGCUAGAGAGAUUUAGUGCCACGUGAUUCUAAAUCUCUCAAAUAUCGCUUUAAAUAACCUCUAAAAAGACAUUUAUUGGUGUAAAAAAUAAGUCACUCUGUAGUAUUUCUAACAUGUACUCCGCGCCACUUUUUUGAAUGCAGAGAGGUUCUUGCUUAAAACUAGGCUGCUUUCUUUAAUUUGCUCAUUCUCUGCGAAAUUAUUUGAGGACAACCGUGCGGGUCGAAUAGCUUUCUUUUUAACCCCAAAGCGCAAACGUUUGAAUUGUUCGAGAUACCAAACACAGUUACACUUGAAGAAAAAUCCAAGUAAACAGUAAAUUGAUUCGGCUUCAUCUUAUCUUUUCAGAUUGCAUUGUAUCCGGUUGGUCGCCCUGGUCGCCAUGUUCUAAGAAGUGUAACAGAGGUAGACAGUAUCGACUAAGGAAAAUAAUAAAAAGUGAAACGACUGGCGGGGCCAGCUGCCCUUCAAAGCUAAGAGAGAGGAGGAAAUGUGCCAAUAAAUGUCCUGGUAAGAUUUUUGGUGUUAUGACUGUUUUUCAAAAGAGGCCCAUGCACUUGCGGAAGUUUUUAUUUUCGUAUCUAAUAAUAAUAAUAAUAAUAAUAAUAAUAAUAAUAAUAAUAAUAAUAAUAAUAAUAAUUAUAACUAGAAACACGUUUUCGCAAAAAUCUCGCGAAGCUAAAAGGGUCAGCAGUGAGAAUAAAAAGUAAAAAGCUAAAGGGUAAAAAACACGAUGAAAGAAAAAAAGGGAAGACGCCUCGCGGGGAUUUGAACGCGCAUCCCAACUUCCUCCAGCGAGAAAACUGCUGUUUCUAACCACUGGGCCACGUGAUCGCUACAUCCACUUCUUGUGAAAAUUAAUAACCUUGAAGUAUCGUUCUCUGCCAUUCACACUGUUUUGAACCUUAUGGAGCUGUAUUUAUCCUGAAUUCAAAGAUACAUUUGAGGAAAAAUAGCUCAAACGAGUAUUUCAAAACCAUGUCUUAUAGCUCAGGCACAGUGCCUUACUAAUUGGGGAAAUGCCCCCGCAGUGCCUCACUAAUCCUCCACCUUAAUCAACGACGACGGCUAUGAAAACGUCACUAAACAUGUGAAGUCAGGCUGCAUCAAACUUUAUCGCGCUUAUUCCAUUCCGUUCAAUUCGUCAAACGUUGGCACUGAAUUUUUUUCUGGAGUUGAAUUCUAAAAGACUGCAUCGAAGUUCAGGAAAGGAGAAAGAAUUUCCUCUUCUUGUGUUCACGGUCCUCCACAAAACGUGAAAGUAGGCAUUUUCACGUCGUAGUCGUGCAGCUACGGCAAAGAAAUGUACAAAAAAGCGUGAUGCACGAGCAGAGUUGUUGUUUUGCCAAUCUAAAUCUAUUGCUUUUUUCCCUUUCUUGUUGACUUCGUCGUCGUCUUUAAUUUGCUUGAGCUCCCCACCAAACUGGUGACGCCCUUUAAAGAGAUACUUUCCUCGCGGCAUGGCUAGUUGGCAAGGACGGCCAGUCUUCAUUCUAUAUGUAGAUCCACAUAAAGUAGCUUUAUCGGGAGCGCUGGAAUUUCCCAUUCCAGAAACUAUGAGGCCCGGUUCAGAUGCCGAACUUUUCCUUAGCCAAACCUAAGACAUUAAAUUAAGUACAUGAAAAGUUCGGCAACUGAAUCAAUUAGGAACGUCUGUUUUAAUUUGGAACGGCUUAGCCGUUCUUUCCGCCUAGCGGGACCGGGAAUUUCGACUUUGAAUCGACUUUUGCACAGCUUACGCCGAACUUUUCAUGUACCGAACCUAAUGCAUAAAUUAUUAUAACGCAUUUUGUACGCAAUUUGACCGAAAUGAGCAUUUUUCUCCUUUUUGAAUUUAGUUCGGCUGGAAUUAAUAUCGGCCUCUGAAUCAAUUCAACCGGUCUAAAUAAUUUGUGUCGGUCUUAAUUCGAAUUAGGUUCAGCUCAUGAAAAGUUCGGCGUCUGAACCGGGCCUAAGGGGAAUGGCUAAAAGCGCAACGAUUUCCUGGACUGUUUAGGUGGACAAGCGUUACUUACGAUUGGUUAGUGGUUGCCUCGAAUACGACUGAUGAAUCAUAAAUAACGCAUGUCCACCCAAGCGAUCCCAGAAAUCACCUUACGCAAAGCUUGAACACACUCCCUAGAGUUUGUGAAAUGUUGAACGUUUCAGAGAAAAUUCUAUGCGUUUGAUUUCAAGGAGCGCAAAUUAAAUGAUAUUCACCUCAAUUUUUUCUUUGAAAACAUAAGUGGAUGUCCAAAAAAAAAAAAAAAAAAAAAAACAGCCAAAAUUAUUCUGCCGUGACCAGGAUUCGAACCUGGGUUACUGCGGCCACAACGCAGUGUCCUAACCACUAGACGAUCACGGCGAGCCACGCCUCACGCGGUAUCAGAAAACGAAAAAAUUAAUUUUUGGUGCUAAUCCCCUUGAAUGGUUUUCAGUUGAGACCCAUGCACUUGCGGACGUUUUAAUUUUCAUGUCGCUUUCCUCUACCUAGUAUUGUCAAAUUCCGAUCCACCAAACUAGUGACGCUUUUGAAAGAGAUACUUUUCUCGCGGCAUGGCCAGUAUUGCCAACUUACAGCUUAUAAAUAAAUCUACUUGAAAGGUCUUUGUCAAGAUCGCUGAAAAUAUUAUUGACGAAAUAUUCUCAUUCAUCUGAUCUCGUAGCACGAACAUGACAUUUACCUUAAAUCUUUCCUUAGAAAAAAUUAAGUAGAUGCAAAAUAAAAUGAAAAUGAAAAACAACAAAAGAUUAUACUGCCGAGACCAGGAUUCGAACCUGGGUUACUGCGGCCACAACGCAGUGUCCUAACCACUAGACGAUCACGGCGAGCCACGCCUCACGCGGUGCGAGUGAGAGGGAAAAUGUGAUUUUUGUUGUUACUCUUGUACCCAGAUCACGCUCCGAAGAUGAGGCAAAAGGAAUCUCACGAACAAACGGGAGUGAGAUCUGGGUGCGAGAUUGGUAAAGAUUGAGAUUCCGAAAUCCGGGAAAAUUUUGGUGAAAUCCGGAAUCCGCAUAAUUUUUGCUUGUAGAACCGGAAUCCUGGGCUUUGGUAUCCGAAAUAUAGGUCAAGGAAUCCGAAAUCCCGUUAACGAUGGAAAUGUGGAAUCCAAUUUCCACUGACAAAGAAUCCAUAAUCCAUGAUGUGGAAUCCAUAAUCCAAGACUGUCUUAGAUUCCCUUAUAUGGGGCGAUUUAAACGUGUCAGGGUCCAACCCCACAAGACGCCGGUCAUCUCGGGCUAGAUGCGGGUAUCGAGAUAAAUAAGAGGCUUCCUAUCAAAUUCAUAGACCCCAGGGACGAGGCUGGCUACUCCGGUCGAUCCAUUUCCUAGGUGCGAUGAUUUGGUCGCGCUCUGUUUCAGUCGAGCAAGAGUGCUGGAUACCACCAGGGCAAGAGAAAUUGAGCGGCUAAGCUUUGCUCAUUCUCUCUUGAUUAGGAUAAGUUUUCCUGUAAUCAUGCCGCCUCUUUUGUUCUUUAAACUGACUUGUCUCCCGACAGUUUUAUCAAUCAUGAGAUCAAACUUAAGCCUUUUCUGCCCCCACCCUUUUCAGGCUUUUCGAUAAGGGGGCGCAUACUCCACCAGGAGGGAUUUUAUUUCACUAAGAUCCUUACUUUCAGAUGUUUAUCCUGUGCCCGGUAGUGCCUGAACAAAACCUUUAAUCCAUUGUCUUUGGGCACAGCCCAGGGAAUAUACGGUCCCUUCCUAGGUCCCUGAGGUAACCUUUUGUUUUAAACGGCUGCACCUUGAAAAGGUAGUUAGGAGACCGGCCAGAGCAUAGAGAUAAAUUACCCUUGGAACCCGGCUCUUUAACAAAAGUUAUGUUCCCCGUCGUUUUUGCUUGACAUUCUAAGAAAGACAUGAGGGCCUGUUUCAAGAACAAUUUAGCUUAAGUUUUGCUGACCAUAAUUCUAAUUUUCUUGCAGUGUGAGGAGGGACUCGGUGAGACACUUAGCUGGACCCGCGGCAAAAGCUGUGUCAGCUGUAGCUCUGGCUAGUGAAGCAGCAAUGACUAUGACAGGCGGAAGAUAUUCAUAUAGUUUAUUUAUUAUUGGUCGGUUUUUAAGCCAGUUUGGUUCUCCUAGCGUGCAGGACUUCAGUCUGUCUGACGAUGUAUAUACUCUAUAACAUCUAGAAGCAGGACACGGCGCAAUGAGUUGUUCCUCUCUGUUUUCCUUCAAGGAAUUUACAGCGAGACGAUGUGCAUGCUAAAAGAUUCGCGAAUCUCGUUAUUACGGAUUUGAUAUGUUGGUGUGUGUGUGUUGCGAUUUGACCCAAGCCUCUAAUUUCCGGCUGCGUUUACACGGCACUGGACGAAUCAUUUUCAACCGGCUGAAAAAUUUGACCGGAUACUUCGUCCACACGGGACUGUUUGAUAUUUUCGCUCUGUUCACAUGGAAAUAUGAGCAGCUAAGCGUCUAUAUUUUGAUCCGUGUGAACGGAACACUCAAACGAACGAAAUUCAACCGGUGAAAAUUCGUCCGGUUCCCUGUGAACGUAGCCUUAAUAGAGCGAUUUUUUCAUGACCUUGAAACAAAAACGCGCGAACAAAGAAACAGAAACAAAACACGAACGGAAAUUUGAUUGGUUUAUCGAAAGGACACAAACGCACGUGGCUUUUGGUUGCUUAGGCAGACGCUCGGGUGAAAAAACUUCAUGCCCAAGAACUUUCUAGAAAUAAUUCGAUACUUCGCUUUGACGUCAUACUGCAAGGCGAUUGGCCUAUCAAACAAUGCCUUCUCCAUAUUAGGGUUUUCUUCGGCGGGAGAUUGAAGAGUCCAUGUUUUGAUCUUUUCAUCCAUUGGCUCAUAAAGCAAAUAACGAACACUUACCGAAACCAUUUUUCUAGGUCAUUCAAAAAUCGUUCUAACCCCUCUUUGCUAGUAAUAUCCUAGUAUAAGGUGUCAGCCUAGCAGCCUCUCAUCCCCGAAGGUGUGUUUCCGCUAGAAAGAAAAAAAAAGGUAAAAUUUCUCAGGGGCACAUAAUCGAAGUUGAGUCGUGAUAGUGACGACAAAAUACUAGAUGUACAAAUGGCGUCAUUAAAACUGGACAUUGAAUAGUACAAUUGCAGAGUUUUGAUUGCCAAAGGUGACCUAAUAUAUUGAAUCGUCUUCGAUUCUUGUCGUUCUUGAUGAAAGUUGUCAAUUCCUCCUGCUUAUUUUUAAUAAAGCGAUUACUCUCUGCAUGAUUCGCGAUUGUUGCAUAGAGUAUAAGAACCCCGCGCGACUAAGAAUCUGGUUUUUAAGGACCUGUUAGGUUAAAAUUUGUCUGUUAAUAGCCCCCUUCUAUACAAGAAUUUGUUGGUAUUAAAUUUUAAACAAGUAGUUAUUUUCUAAAAUCAAUUUAAAAAGUCUUUACACUUGGGCAAACAAGGUAAGUCAACUUUCAGGAUCCUCUUUGGAGACAUGUGACUUGUUCCUCCAACUGUAAUGUAAUGGUGUGCGGAUAACAUGUAAGGAAUAAGCUGGAUACCCCCUAAAUACGCUUAUCUAUAGACAUGUAUUUUUUGCCUUCAGAAAAGAAGAACCUAUUUAAGAACCUAAACAGC
Molecule: messenger RNA, 18923 nt
Organism: Porites lobata
Lineage: Eukaryota; Metazoa; Cnidaria; Anthozoa; Scleractinia; Poritidae
Source: the annotation of a GenBank genome assembly